Molecule: messenger RNA, 1740 nt
Organism: Nerophis lumbriciformis (worm pipefish)
Lineage: Eukaryota; Metazoa; Chordata; Actinopteri; Syngnathiformes; Syngnathidae
Source: RefSeq, a predicted model, not a curated record
AUGGAUGUUGGCGAGCUCUUAAAUUAUCAGCCUGAUAGAGGAGCAACACGUUCCAGAGAAGAUAAUGCUGGAGAGGAGGACCAGAGAAGUGCAAAGCAUCAAAAACUGUCGAAUGCCAGACACAGAGACGGAGCAGGAGCUGGAGCUGAGGGACCCACAAAGGACAGUGAUGACUUGGCUGUGGAUCGUAAGAAGAUCUUGGAAAAACUGAUGGACCAGGAUGAAGAUGAUCCUGAGGCUGAGCCAGUGGAUGAGAGCUCAGUGAAAAAAAUGAUCCUGACCUUUGAGAAACGAUCCUACAAAAAUCAGGAACUCAGGAUUAAGUUCCCCGACAAUCCAGAAAAGUUCAUGGAGUCGGAACUGGAUCUGAACGACAUUAUCCAGGAAAUGCAUGUGAUUGCUACCAUGCCAGAUCUCUAUCAUCUGCUUGUGGAGCUCAACUCUGUUCACUCACUGAUGAGCCUUUUGAGUCAUGAAAACACAGAUAUCCUUUAUCCUGAUCUACAUGUUGCCAUAGCAGUGGUUGACCUCCUCCAAGAGCUGACGGAUAUUGACACUCUCAAUGAGAGCGAAGAGGGCGCUGAGGUUCUAAUAGAUGCUCUGUUGGAAGGCCAGGUGGUUGCGUUACUUGUACAGAAUAUGGAGCGACUGGAUGAGCAGGUUAAAGAGGAAGCUGAUGGUGUCUUCAACACACUAGCCAUUAUAGAAAACAUGGCAGAGUUUAAACCAGGCCUGUGCACAGAAGCAGCUCAGCAGGGACUCAUGCAAUGGCUGCUCAAGAGAAUCAAGGCAAAGAUGCCUUUUGAUGCCAACAAGCUGUACUGCAGUGAAAUUCUGGCCAUCUUGUUGCAAAACAAUGACAGCACAAGAGAACUCUUGGGGGAGCUGGAUGGCAUUGAUGUGUUACUGCAGCAACUCUCUGUGUUUAAACGUCACAACCCGUCCACAGCUGAGGAGCAAGAGAUGAUGGAGAAUCUUUUCGAUGCACUGUGUUCAUGCCUAAUGUUGCCAGCUAAUCGGGACCGUUUCCUCAAGGGAGAAGGUCUUCAACUAAUGAAUCUCAUGCUUCGAGAAAAGAAAAUGUCUCGGACCAGCUCUCUCAAAGUUCUGGAUCAUGGGAUGAUCGGACCAGAGGGAGGUGAUAACUGUCAUAAGUUUGUGGACAUCCUUGGAUUGAGAACCAUUUUUCCACUUUUCAUGAAAACUCCCAAAAAGAUGAGGAGCUCUGGAACCUCUGAGAAAGAACAUGAAGAGCACGUCUGUUCAAUUAUUGCAUCCAUGCUGAGGAAUCUCAAGUCCCAACAGAGAAGCAGACUCCUUAAUAAGUUCACAGAGAAUGACUGUGAGAAGGUUGAUCGACUGAUGGAGUUGCAUUUUAAGUACCUAGAGGCUGUUCAACAGGCUGACAAGAGGAUCGAAGGGGAGAAACAUGAGAUGGUUCGCCGUGGUGAAAUCUUGGAUGACCACAUGGAAGAUGAGUUUUACCUGCGUCGACUGGAUGCUGGACUCUUUGUUCUUCAGUCCAUCUGCUACAUAAUGGUCGAGAUCAGCAACUCAGGGCUGACACAGCUGCAGCAGAGAGUUCAACAAAUUCUCAACUUAAGAGGAGGAUCUGUCAAAACUGUACGCCACAUCAUGAGAGAGUACGCAGAGAGCAUCGGGGAUGGCAAGAGCGAGGAGUUCAAAGAGGCAGAGCGCAAGAGGAUCAUGGAUCUGUUAGAAAACUUUGGAAAAAAUUGA